Molecule: messenger RNA, 1265 nt
Organism: Fusarium verticillioides 7600
Lineage: Eukaryota; Fungi; Ascomycota; Sordariomycetes; Hypocreales; Nectriaceae
Exons: 2
Coding region: 106-1128 (340 amino acids)
Cellular component (GO): cytosol
Molecular function (GO): glyoxylate reductase (NADPH) activity; NAD binding; hydroxypyruvate reductase [NAD(P)H] activity
Source: RefSeq, a predicted model, not a curated record
CGAUCUCACAGGCUCUACUCGUCAAGGAUUUUGGUGGACGUUCAGACUUCAUUUUUGGAAUAAUUCUUACAAAGUUUACCACCUAGUCAGAGAACCUAUAGAGCUAUGGCAUCCGAAAUCAGCUCAGAGCGAAAACCCCGCGUCGUCGCCCUCGGAAACCCAAAAUACAUUAGUGAUGAGUACAUUGAAGACUUCAAGAAGGAUUUUGAUUAUGAUGUCCUUGAUGCCAGUAACCUCCAAGAAGCUCUAGAAAAGCUGCCUCUCAUGCUCAAGCAACACGGCCCAAUCGACGCCUUCAUCGUCAGAAUGGGCAGAGCUCCUUAUCGCCCCUUCCAAGAUAUUUUCAAACUUCUCACGCCUCACUGCAAGAUUAUCACCUCGGCCGCAGCCGGUUACGAUGAUUUCAAUGUCGACUGGUUAACCCAAGAGAGAAUUUGGCUCUGCAACAGCGUAGAUGCCGUUGCUGAAGCUACCGCCGAUAUGGCUCUCUUUCUCAUCCUAGCUGUUGUUCGAGACACAUACCGCGGUGAGCGUUCAGUACGUGAUGGCAACUGGAGAGGUCCUGUUGUUCCGAGUAGAGAUCCUUCAGGCAUGACGCUCGGAAUCAUAGGUAUGGGUGCUAUUGGAAAGUAUCUUGCCAAGCGAGCUGUUGCUUUCAACAUGCGUAUCAAGUACUACAACCGUCGACAAUUGAACGCAGGUGAAGAAGCAAAGUACAGCGCUACGUAUUGCUCAUCCUUGCACGACUUACUCUCCCAAUCGGAUGUCAUCUCGGUCAACUGUCCUUUGAGUAAGGAAACAGAGAACCUUAUCUCGACGAAAGAAUUCGGGGCCAUGAAAUACGGUGCUUUCAUUGUCAACACAGCGCGGGGAGCUAUCAUCGACGAACAGGCUCUUAUCGAGGCCCUGGAAAGUGGAAAAGUCACACGUGCUGGACUGGAUGUCUUUUUGAACGAGCCUGAUCUGAACGAUUACUUCAGGACAAGUGAGAAGGUCGUUGUUCAGCCUCAUGCUGGUGGUCUGACGGAUGUAGCGUUUCAAAGAGGGGAACGAGAGGCUUUUGAGAAUAUCAAGGCUUUUUUCAAGACCGGAUCGCCUAUAACGCCUGUCAAUAAUCUAAAGAAGUAGGCGUAACGAGAUGAAAUACGACACAUAACUCCCAAGUUCUUUUACACCAGUGUAUCAUAUAAUAGUCAUUAUGGAGUACUGCUAAAUUCUGUCGUGAUUGGAAAGCCCCAGGAAGCUGGAAGUUCGUGAUACCUGAG